This is a messenger RNA of Solea solea (common sole), 4744 nucleotides long. RefSeq names its product family with sequence similarity 222 member Aa (gene fam222aa). The record is from RefSeq and is a predicted model, not a curated record. NCBI's taxonomy places the organism in Eukaryota, Metazoa, Chordata, Actinopteri, Pleuronectiformes, Soleidae. Bases 1105 to 2676 code for a protein of 523 amino acids. The transcript has 3 exons.
AACAGCCCUCAAUUACCGAUGAUUGGUCAACCCGUGGGAAUGUUUCUAUUCCCUCAGUGCGGUGAUUGGUCGGUGGGCGGUCUGUGCAGCCUGACAGUCUGCAGCGUUCCGGGUUAUUGUCAGUCUCGGCAGCUCGGCACAAGGGCUGGACCGCAUCCCGGAGCUGCCUGAAGCAGCUGGCUCGUUCUUCGCACUUAACCGUGUCCCAUUUUGGUUAAAACACCAAAGAGAGCAUCGCGCUGCUUUGCUCUGGACGCGACUCCACAGCCUCAGCGGGGAAUCUGAGUCGGAAUCUGGAGACGAGAGGCUGCCGACACCGCGGAGAAAGUGACGGACGGAGCAGAGCCUGGUCGCUGGGAUUUUUUUUUUCUAAUCGCGUCGCAUCAGUUAAGGAUAUUUCAGGCAGCGGCUUUGGCCCUGCUUUGAUUUCUUUCAGGGUACUUUUACACGAUAUUGCCUACAUAAUAACAUUCUUCUAACAAUUGCAUGGUACAAUUCCCAUUCCCGUUCCCAGGCGGACCACUUUAAACCCGUGCGUAACGCCCGGGGAUUUGGGGACACUGCGUAGCCGUCCAGUCGUCCACUGUUCCGAUUAUCAGCUCCGCUGAUAGGGAAUAUAUCCGCACGCAGGUCAAAAUAAGAGCGAUCACAGGAACAAGAUCGCUUCUUAUUUCUGUUCCGGAGGCUAAACGUCAGAAACCCCGACGCGUACUUGGUGCGCAAUCCUUCCGAGGACGCUCCUGUAAUUGUCGACCUGCGCUUUUGCACCCGACAAAAAUUGGCAGGCGAAUCCAGGGAGAAGAAAAGACGAAGCUUAUUAACUUUGCAUGCCAGAAGCGAGAGUGUGGAAUCUAAUUCGCGGGGUUACCGGCACAUUUGCAUACCUUCCGAAGAGGAUAAACUUAAUCAGCGUUUGACAUCGACAAAGCGGCCGCUGCUGGAUUUGGGGGGAACAGAAUGAAUCCGUUUUAAUUUGGACCUCAGAAGUAUCAGGCAGAUUGAUCAGUGAACACUACAAUCUGCAUGGAGUUCUAGUCUACACCACGGAGCAAUUUAUGGUUGGCCUUAGAACUCCCCCGGCUGUCGUACUGUGCCCACCUCGCCAUGCUGGCCUGUCUGCAGAGGAGGCAAAACCCUCCACCCCAGCACCCGGUGUGUGUCAGCAAGACCCUGGAGCCUCCACAAGCCCUUGGACGGAAAUGUGAGCUUCUGGUGCCCACGCAUUCCCCGCGCUACCCCACUGCGGCAGAACUUGAUGCCUACGCUCAGAAGACGGCCAACAGCCCUCUGUCCAUCAAGAUCUUCCCCACUAACAUCAGGGUUCCCCAGCACAAGCACCUUAACCGGACUGUGAAUGGAUAUGACACCACAGGGCAACGCUAUGCUCCCUACCCACAUAUCCACACGGGAGGCUCCCAGGGACUGCUCGCCAUCCUCAAGGCCUCCUCCUCGUCAUCGUCGUUAUCAUCGACUUCCACUUUUGUCCCUUCAAAAGGUGUUCUCAAGAAUGCCGAAGGCAGACGGACUAAACUUUCUCCAGCCCACAUAGCUAUUGCCCCAUACCCACCCCCUAAUAAUAGCACUUUAGCCAGUGGCCACGGCCAAAUGGUUUACCACGCUGCGCCCUCAAAGCCUCCAGAAGGCUCUGGACUGUCGGUUCCCCCAAAUGUCACUGUAGCUGGCUCAGUGAUUCCUGUAACAGGGGGCCGAGGCCUUGCUCUGCCCGCACAGUCCAACCUCCCCUCAAUCCAGAGCAUCAUCUACCAGAUCAAUCAGCAUUGCCAAGCCCAGGCUCUGCAGCAGGUGUGUCAAGGGGCUACAGCUGCGCCAUCAAAUUCCAGCCCCUCCAAGCAGGGAACUACAACUAUCAUGGGGCUUUCUUCUAGCUCAUCAGGUGGAGGCUAUGUGGUAGGAAUGGCUCCCCAGGCUAACAUGGUGUAUGCAGGGCCGGCGCUGCCAGCACAGAAUGCUGAGGCAAUGAAAACUGGUGUGUACACAGACAGUAUGGACUAUAUCCUUUGGCAGAAACAGCAGCAACAACAACACCAACAUCAACAGCAGCAGCAGCAGGCCAUGCUCCGCAUGUACAGUGGAGGCAGUGGAGGAGGGGCCGCCAACAGCAAGUCCCCAGAGUCUUGUGUUCCAGGUGGAGGGAUCAUGGCUGCCCAAGUGUCCUCCUCCUCCUCCAGACCUUAUCACCUGACAGCCAGUGGCGGAGGCGGUCUAGACAAAGUCAGCUCUUCCCCUUUGAACUGUGUGGGUAUGCAUGGAAAUUUCUCAGUGGGUCAGUACUUUGCUCCGCCGUGGAACAGUGUGCUGGUGACACCGGACAGUGACUGCUACAACCCCCAGGAGCUUUUGGGCACCUCCGCAGGAGGGCCAGCCACGGGGCACAGAGAAAUGGGCUAUCCCCACCACCAUCACCACUACCACCACCCUCAUCAUCACCACCCUGCCAUAGACAGUGGGGGAGGUUUGUGCUGCAGCCUGCCCAGCAAGAGCCUGUGCAACACGUCUGUGCUGAGCAGCAGCUUGCAGUCUCUGGAGUACCUGAUCAACGACAUCCACCCGCCCUGCAUCAAGGAGCAGAUGCUUGGCAAAGGCUACGAGACUGUGUCUGUGCCACGUCUGUUAGACCACCAGCAUGCACACAUCCGCCUCCCUGUUUACAGAUAGAGGGGGCAGACGAAGAGGAAAAGAAUCAAGGGUUGUGAAUUUGUGAAGUAAACCAUAAAAAACACAGAUGUUUUUCGGUUGGGGUACAGAGUUGUUGUGAGUGGCACUGCUUUAACUAGUGUGGGGGCUUAGACAAGCACAGUUGUGCUGUGUGACUUUAGGUUUGGUGGUUUCAAGGCAGGCUGUGUGAAUCCCAAAUAUGAAAAGUGUUAGUGAAUACCAGAGGGAGAGAAAAGGGAUUUCAAGAUUCUCCAGAUGUUCCUUUGUGUGGUUUGCCAAUAGGAAUUUUGGAUUGAUUAUUAUUUUUUUUCCUCAUUUUAUUUUUUUUUUUGUGUGUGUUUUUGUUUUGUUUUCUUGUUUUACUUGCUUGAACAUUUUUGAGAAUCAUAGCUUGACAUGAAGUGCAUACGCCACUUGUACCCCCACCCCCCCCCUUUCCCCCCCCCCACCCCUUGCAAAUACUAAGGAUGAAGCUACUGUGUAGGUUGUCACUGAAAUGGUCCUGAAAAGGUCCAAGUUUUAGGGCUGCUCUCAAAAUCCAAAACUCUGUAACAGUGUACACAUAAACACACACACACACACACACACACACACACACGCGUAAAUUGACUUCUAGGAGAGGAGACAGACAACAUAGGCAGUAACCGGGUGUUAUGUACAAGGAUCAUAAGGUGGAAUGAAAAGGUUAGUACAAUAUUAGAUAUUAUUGCUGUUAUAAUUGAUACAUAAAUUGCACUGCUUGAAUCUUGUUAACUUUGAAGUUUGGAAUUGGGUAGUUUGAAUAUGAUAUAUUUAAGAACCUUGAAAAACUUGAACCUAUUUUUUGUUGUUGUUUUAUAUAUUUGUAGGUAUAUUAUAUGCAUUGGCUGCUAUGGGGAAAUGUGACUCAAAUGCUUUUUUUUUUUUCUUCUUCUUCUUUUUUUUCUUUCCACUUUUGUUUUUAUGAUUUAAUAAUUCCUCCUCAAGCUGAUGUGCAGUCUCUUAUGUCCCGCUGUGAGGCAUAGUCGCUGCAUUGGUUCUGUAAGAACCUGGUCGCAGAGUUCCGUUUUCCUAACCAACACUGGAAUCUACAAUAAAUCUUGAAAUACUUAUUUAAAAGAGAAAAAUGUCACAAAAAAACAUACAAAAAAGAAAUGUUACAAUGAAGAAUGUGAUGGGGAGGGGGGCGGGGUUAUCUACAUAACCUUAUGUGUAUGUUAAUCGUGUGUAUGUGGCCGAGUGCAUGUGCGUGUGUGCAUUUCAAUUUGUGUUCUUCAAAAUCCUCAGACUUUUUUAUGAAGUCAUUACAAGAUUUUUACCACCAAGACUGAACAAAAAAAAAAAACAACAACCCACAGAUUCACCAGUCCCAUGAACAUCAUAUUCAAGUAAUGUAAGGGAGAUCUUUUAUUGGAGGCUACAGGAAAUCAAGCUCUAGUACAAAAGUAAAAGUACUCCAGCUCCUUCCUGUGCCAGGUGUUAUCAGAAUGACAGGGAGAGGCAGGUACAAAUGAAAAUCCUAUUUUCGUGGCGGGGCGCUCUUCUGCAAACGAAAACAAAAUUAAAACAAUCAUGCCCUGUCCUCCUAUAUAGUGUCAGAUGAAAUGAGACAAUGCUCACUGCUUUUCCUUGUCCAUUUCAGCCCCUGGAUGGGAUGCAUUUAACCUGGGCCAGUCUUAACUUGAUGAUUCAGAGCAGUGAAAUAUUUAUAAUGACUGUGAGAUUCCCUUGAAUGUACUGCACUUAAAUUACUGCGAUGUUUCGUUGCCUUGUGGGACUUAAGUGAAAGAGAAAAAUUGGAUCAGUGCAGCAGUCCUCUGGUCUGAAAUUAGCAUUUCUUUUGUCAGUCAAAAUUCACUAGAAAAUUGAAUUUAUUAACUGAAGAGAGAGGGGGCUUUGUUGUUGGGGAAAUACUGGCAUCAGUCUAGAUUUAUGAAGUGCAAUUAUUAUGACUGUAUUAACAUUUUUUUCUCUGAGCUUACACCAAAAAAAUGUAAACUACAGUUGUCAAUACAUUCCCAAUGUACCACAUCCCUAAUCCCUAUUCUUUUUUUUGUUUUGAGGUGUAAAAUAAAUUUCUUUAAGACUA